Molecule: messenger RNA, 483 nt
Organism: Aureobasidium vineae
Lineage: Eukaryota; Fungi; Ascomycota; Dothideomycetes; Dothideales; Saccotheciaceae
Source: the annotation of a GenBank genome assembly
AUGAGUUUCUUCGGCGGUCCCUCGUCCCACCGCUCCACAUCCACACGCUCGCACCAAAAGUCCAGCCACAGCAGACCUAUAUUCCCACGCGCGCCUUCCUCCACAGCCUCUUUCUUCUCACGCAAUGGAGGUUCUUCCUCAUACUACAAACGACGACCCCGCGAUGGCUAUAUCCAGAGUUUAAUCCACAAACUCAAGAGAUUGAUACGCGAUCUGUGGGAGUAUGCGCAACGACACCCAUUCAAGGCUUUUAUGGCUGUGGCUGUGCCGUUGAUUAGUGCUGGGGGUGCUUUGCAUGGCUUGCUCAAACAGUUUGGAGUUAGGAUGCCUGUGAUGUUUGAUGCUGGUGUGGGAAGAGGUGGUUAUGGGAGUAGUGGGUAUGGUGGCUAUGAGGAUAGUGGGUUUGAAAGUAUGUUUGGUGGUGGAGGAGGUGCCAUGGAUACUGUGGGCAGUUUGAUGAAGGUUGCAAAGGUCUUUAUGUGA